Molecule: messenger RNA, 3171 nt
Organism: Cyphellophora attinorum
Lineage: Eukaryota; Fungi; Ascomycota; Eurotiomycetes; Chaetothyriales; Cyphellophoraceae
Product: Phosphatidylinositol 4-phosphate 5-kinase its3
Exons: 2
Coding region: 1-3171 (1056 amino acids)
Biological process (GO): phosphatidylinositol metabolic process
Molecular function (GO): phosphatidylinositol kinase activity
Source: RefSeq, a predicted model, not a curated record
AUGCCCGCCGUGGCUGCCGAUUCCCUUAGACCAGCUCUAUCCAACAGUGCCCACUCGUCCUUCGAUGGUCAUCCCCGGAAAUCACACGAUAAGGCGCUGACUGCGAGCGGCGUCUUCACAUACACCAACGGCACAGACGUCGACACGGGCCUGACUGACCAUCGAAUCGACCAGUACCGAACUCUCCUCAACGCCAGCCACUCGUCGCUGACCAACGGUCUGCCCAACGGCUCACUGAAAAGGACCGGCUCAAGAACAGGGAGCACGCCCUCAUUGGUGACGCGAGAAGACCGCUCACAGCUGGCCGAGGCACCUUCGAAAUUGUCCAAUGUCGAGAACGUGUCGGAAGAUCGCGCGACCUCGCCCAGCAGAUCACGCGCCCAGACUUCGCCCAACGAUCUCAAGGUCAAUAUUCCCAUGUUGAAAACCGAACAGCACCAGGACUCGACCACCGCCGAUACCGCUGGUACCGAGCCUCUAUCGCCGUCGAGUACCCGACAUGCCCCUCCGCAACGGCUGUCAAACACAGCGCUGCCUCCGAAAAAGAAGGACUCAAAUGAAUUCCCGCAGCUGACACAUCGACAUACUGCUCUCGGAGUGCCCAAAUCAAGCACUGGCAGAACCUCUCGCGACUUUUCAUUCACUGGCGGGCCUUCCGAAGAAGUCCUCCAUGCCAGCGGCCGCUUCUCACCCACCCACGACACGCAUCAGCCUCGACAUAGACGCGCCUCCCUCAGCCUGAUACGAAGAAGUACACGCGCUCACUCCGAUGCCCACAUUGACGAGAUCCCUCCAGAUGAAGAGGCAGCACAUUGGACAGAAGUCGUACGGCAGCAAAGAGCCUCUAAGCGAGCUAGAAGAAGAGAUGACGAUGAUGACAGGGUGAUCGUGGGAAAGAAGGUUGAAGAGGGCCACGUCAACUGGGUCACCGCCUACAACAUGCUCACCGGCAUUCGCUUCACCGUCUCGAGAACAAACGCGAAGAUGGACCGCGAACUGGUCGAGGCCGACUUUGACGCCAAACACAACUUCAGCUUCGAUGUGACCGGCAACGAAUUGACACCCAGCGCAAAGUACGACUUCAAAUUCAAGGACUACAGUCCGUGGGUCUUCCGCCAUUUGCGAGCCGAUUUUGGUCUGGAUCCGGCCGAUUACUUGAUGAGUCUCACCAGCAAAUACAUCCUGUCCGAGCUGGGAAGUCCAGGGAAGAGCGGCAGCUUCUUCUACUUUAGUCGAGACUACAAGUACAUCAUCAAGACCAUCCACCAUGCCGAGCACAAGCUGCUUCGAAGGAUACUGCGCGAAUACUAUCACCACGUCAAGGACAACCCAAAUACCCUCAUGUCCCAGAUCUACGGCCUCCAUCGAGUCAAGAUUCCAUACGGGCGAAAGAUCCAUUUCCUGGUCAUGAACAACCUCUUCCCACCGCAUCGCGAUAUACAUCAGACCUUUGAUCUGAAAGGCAGCACAGUCGGUCGUGACUUCAAGGAGGAGGAACUGGCUGGGAAUCCGCGGGCCACUCUUAAAGACCUGAACUGGCUUCGUCGGGACUACCAUCUCGAAUUCGAUCACCAAAUAAAGCAGCUGUUCAUCGAACAGCUUCAGCGAGAUGUUGCCCUCCUCCAGAAGCUCCAUCUUAUGGACUACUCCUUGCUCGUCGGCAUACAUGACCUCAACAAAGGCAAUGAAGAGAAUCUCCGCGAACAAAACCUGCGAGUAUUCCAGCCUGGCGGACGGCGUGGCGACGGCGGCGAGGAAGAACAGCCGAGCAUGCUUAUGCGGACGCCUUCACGACUGGAGAAUCUGCGAAGGACGAAGGAGCUACGGCUAACCUUGAAGAAGGAGCGGCCAAUGCCUUUCGGCCUGGUCAGCACACAAAUGCCAGAUGAGAUGGAGAGCGGCGACGUGCGGAAAGGUCGUGUUUUCUACAAGGACGAUGGCGGUAUCAGAGCGACGCACGAGGAUGGACAUGCCGGCGAGUUGGUCUAUUACCUCGGUGUGAUCGACUGUCUGACUCAUUACGGCUUCGUAAAACGCCUCGAGCACUUCUGGAAAGGCCUCAGCGCCAACCGCUCGCAAAUCUCACCCGUCCCACCACAGCAAUACGGCGACCGCUUCCUCAACUUCGUCACCGGCAUCACCAUGACCAAAGAAGAAGCCGACCGAAGACGAGAGCGUGGGGAUAGUGCCCUCAGCGAAGUCGCUCCCAUCGGUGUUGCCGUCAGUCAGCGCACCAGCAUCAACACCGGUCCGGUCUCCGCUGGUGCUGGCAAUGCAAGCUCGAGUCUGGACGUCGACCGCACAAACGAGAAACUCGCUGGCCGAAGUCCACCAGGAAGCCCGAUGGCGGUGGAGCAUACAAUGGCGAAAGCGCAGAAGCAGGUCGAGAAAGAGACCGGCAAGGAGGGUCGGAGGCGCAGUGAAGAAGAGAAGCCACAGCGCACGCUCCUUACGGCGGAAGAUGCAAAGAGUAAUACGCUGCUGCCUAUGGUGAGCGAAGAGACUGGUGAAGGCGGGAGUCGGAAUGGUAGCGCGACUGGAAGUGCACGAAGUCGGAGCCACAGUCGAAGUCGUGCGCCCAGUCAGCAGCCGAACCACGUCGAUCAGCAGGACUUUGCUGCAGCAACAUCGUCGUCCGCGGCCGCACCAACACAACCGAAUCACGUCAACGGCAAAUCACCCCAGCACGCUGCGCAAGACAGCUACUACAAAAAGGCUACCACCGAUAACGACGGCGGGAUCCGUAUGGUCUCCCGAACCGACUCCGACGGCCAUCCCGAGACCGAUCUCUUCGGCCACGAGAAGGUGUCUGUCCAGAUGCCUGGGCCGGAACACCCCAUGGGCUAUGACCCAAGCUGGGAGCAUCGCCCUUCCCAGCAAGGCAAAGGUGUACCUGGCUUCGCUGGAGGCGUUAACGGCGCUGCAGACGAUGAGAACGAGGAAGAAGUGGACGAGAAGGCUGACUAUCAAGGCGGUAACGAUGGAAGCAACGGUGGCAGUGACGGCGGGCCAGUGCAGAAGAGAAGAUCGAAACCGCCAAGGAUCAAUUCGGAUAUCAUACCACCCUUUUCGCCGUUGGAUGCCAGCAUCCCAGGGGUUGUUUCGGACGACAAGGCAUACUUUGAGCGCGAUGGCGGCGAUCCCGAGAAGCGGCCUGACGCCAGGUGGUAG